This is a messenger RNA of Lemur catta (Ring-tailed lemur), 5200 nucleotides long. It is a transcript of the gene TRIM32, whose product is annotated as tripartite motif containing 32. Bases 2179 to 4140 code for a protein of 653 amino acids. The record is from RefSeq and is a predicted model, not a curated record. The transcript has 3 exons. Lineage: Eukaryota; Metazoa; Chordata; Mammalia; Primates; Lemuridae. Gene Ontology annotation, molecular function: protein binding; zinc ion binding.
UAAAAAUAUUACCUACUUCAUAGUGUCAUCAUGAGGAUUAAAUGAGAUUAAGCAUAUGAAGCAUCUGUCAUGGUGUCUAGCACAUAGUAGGCACUAGAUGCACACUGUUUCCCUUGCAGUAAAAAGGAGGUGGGAUUUCAGGGAGGUAGGAUUGAGUUCAUAUAGAUCGUGCAUGUCUGGCUGCUGAAUAUUUGUCAGAUUGCAUUUCAAAGCUAAAUAUGGUGGAAAUUUGUUGUAAUACAUCUGUACAUUGACUCCCCUUAUUCUGUAUGCCUGGAGGAAGACCUGAUGUCCUGGGCAAAGCUUUCCUGAGCUAGCUGCAUUGUCCUUAAAACCAAGCUAACUUGCCCUCCGCUUCCUCCCCCUCCCUGAUGGUUGACCAUCUGCAGAUCACGAGACUGCACAAAUGCAGCUCUAGAGUUUGCAUUUAAGAAAGGCUGAAUUUAUCCAAGUGCCUCACCUUGCUAGACCUAUUCAUUCUAAUUUUAGGUAUAAACUGACAAUGACAUAAAACGGCAGAGCACUGAGAUCUCCCUGGGUCUGUUUCAUGAGCAUAUGUGUAUCAAGAAGGGUAGGAGUAUUCAUAAUAUGUACUGGGUGAAGCAGAGGGUACUCUGAGCCAGAAAUAAACUGUCUUGAUAAGGCACUACUAUUUUUUAAGUCAUCUAGGCUUGAGCCUUUGGCUCUCUUAGCUCUUCGCCACUAUCCCACCAUAAUCCACUCAGCUUUCAAAUUUUACUAAUUAUACCUCUGGACUGUUGCUCCGAUGCAUCAUCUUUCCAUUUCUAUCACCUGCUCCCUAGUUCAGACUCCCCAUUACCUCUCUCAGGCUGUUUUGCUGUAGCUUCCAAACUAGUUUCUCUGACUUGUUUCCCCAGUCCAUUCCAGCUUCGAUCUAUCAGUUCCCUGCUCCAAAACAUUCAUUGCUGCACCAUGCCCUUGAAAAUGAAGCACAAAAGUUUCAUUUUGGCUCUGAAGAUCUUUUCUAAUCAUUCUCCAAUUUACUUUUCCAAACCUGUUAUUGUGUUCUCCCUAUAUUCUCCCACAUUUUUAAUAUAAGGAUAAGAAAAAAGAGAACUAAAAUUCAUUUAAGACUUUUUUGAUGCAGAGCUGAUUGUUAGAGUUCUAUAAAAUAUAUGUAUUAUCUCAUGUAAUUCUUACAAUAAGCUUGCAAAUACAGUAUUAUUUCCACUUUACAGAUGAGGAAAAUAAAACACAGAGAGGCUACGUGUCCUCCGUUUUCUUUCCAAUACACAAAACUUUGUGUCCUUUCCCUUGCUUUCUAACGUUUGCUACGGCUGUGCCUUUGCCUGGUACUCCUUUCCUCCGUCUCCACAUAUCUAUGCAUUUUUCCAGGCCAGUAUCAAAGGGCCCUCUGAAAAUGGUUUUCUUUUAAAUUGGAAUGACUCCAUCUUGACCUCCAUCAAACUUAGUUUAUGUUUCAUUUAUGAUACUACUUUCUGCCUUGAUUAUUAUUUUCUACACGUCUUGUCUCCUUUCCCAAAGUUUGAGAAUCUGAAGGGCAGGAUCUGUAUCCUGAAAACCUCCUGCUAUGUGGUAGAGUACAUGAUACCUAGACUUAGAUGGGUGAGUAGGUAGGAGGAUAGUUGAAUGGAAAAUACUUAUUUUCCGAUCUAAUGUUUUGCAGAUCACCUAAAGCUAAUCAUUGUAAUUCCCUGUUUCUCUAAAUGAUUGCUAGCCCCCCAAACAUGACACAGUAAACUCUAUGGCAUCAUAAAAAAGUCUCCAUGCUUUUGCUCACCCAAUUUUCUUUGCUUAAAAUAUCUUUAUCCCUCAUUGCCUCAUUUCUUUCAAGACAUAUCUUAGGAGUAACACUGCAUCUGGGAAGCCUUCCCCAAUUUGUCUAGGUAGAAUCCCGCACAAUGCAGAACAUCAUGUGGAUCUCCAUGUUAUACUUUUUCCUUUUACUGGAGGUAAUUUUUCUGUGCUUUUCUCCUAGUAUAAAUUAUGAGUUGGAAACUUCACAAAAGAUGAAAGUAAUCAUCAGCAUUUAUUACAAGUAUACUACUUGCCAGAUGAGUGAUGAGGAAGCAGCUUUAGGAAGUUUGAGUUACUUCCUUAAGGUCACGCAACUAACAGGAGUUUGACCCUCUGGGGCAUGAAUACUGAGCUGUUCAGUUCUGGGUUGUGCUAAUAGGACCCUUCAAAGGAAGAGCAAUGGCUGCAGCCACAGCUUCUCACCUGAACCUAGAUGCCCUCCGGGAAGUGCUGGAAUGUCCCAUCUGCAUGGAGUCCUUCACAGAAGAGCAGCUGCGGCCCAAGCUCCUGCACUGUGGCCAUACCAUCUGCCGCCAGUGCCUGGAGAAGCUAUUGGCCAGCAGCAUCAAUGGCGUCCGCUGUCCCUUUUGUAGCAAGAUCACUCGCAUAACCAGCCUGACCCAGCUGACAGACAACCUGACAGUUCUGAAGAUCAUUGACACGGCUGGGCUCAGUGAGGCUGUGGGGCUGCUCAUGUGCCGGUCCUGUGGGCGACGUCUGCCCCGGCAGUUCUGCCGGAGCUGUGGCUUGGUGUUGUGUGAGCCUUGCCGGGAGGCGGAGCACCAGCCCCCUGGCCACUGUACACUCCCUGUCAAAGAAGCAGCUGAGGAGCGGCGUCGGGACUUCGGAGAGAAGUUGACCCGUCUGCGGGAGCUGAUAGGGGAGCUGCAGCGGCGGAAGGUAGCCUUGGAAGGUGUCUCUAAGGACCUUCAGGCAAGGUAUAAAGCAGUUCUCCAGGAGUAUGGGCAGGAGGAGCGCAGGAUCCAGGACGAGCUGGCCCGCUCUCGGAAGUUCUUCACAGGCUCCUUGGCUGAAGCUGAGAAGUGCAACAGUCAAGUGAUAGAGGAGCAGAGUUACCUGCUGAACAUUGCAGAGGUGCAGGCUGUGUCUCGCUGUGACUACUUCCUGGCCAAGAUCAAGCAGGCAGACGUGGCACUACUGGAGGAGACAGCUGAUGAGGAGGAGCCAGAGCUCACUGCUAGCUUGCCCCGGGAGCUCACCCUGCAAGAUGUGGAGCUCCUUAAGGUAGGUCACGUUGGCCCCCUCCAAAUUGGGCAGGCUGUUAAGAAGCCCCGAACAGUUAACAUGGAAGAUUCCUGGGCCAUGGAGGCUGCAGCCUCUGCUGCGUCGACCUCUGUAACAUUUAGAGAGAUGGACAUGAGCCCCGAGGAAGUGGUUGCCAGCCCUAGGGCCUCACCCGCUAAACAGCGGGGUCCCGAGGCAGCCCCUAAUAUCCAGCAGUGCCUCUUUCUCAAGAAGAUGGGGGCCAAAGGCAGCACUCCAGGCAUGUUCAAUCUUCCGGUCAGUCUCUACGUGACCAGCCAAGGCGAGGUGCUGGUUGCUGACCGUGGCAACUACCGUAUACAAGUCUUCACCCGCAAAGGCUUUUUGAAGGAGAUCCGCCGCAGCCCCAGCGGCAUUGACAGCUUUGUGCUAAGCUUCCUUGGGGCUGAUUUGCCCAAUCUCACUCCUCUCUCAGUGGCCAUGAACUGCCAUGGGCUGAUUGGUGUGACUGACAGCUACGAUAACUCCCUCAAGGUAUAUACCUUGGAUGGCCACUGCGUGGCCUGUCAUAGGAGCCAGCUGAGCAAACCAUGGGGCAUCACAGCCCUGCCAUCUGGCCAGUUUGUAGUAACUGAUGUGGAAGGUGGAAAGCUUUGGUGUUUCACUGUUGACCGAGGAGCAGGGGUGGUCAAAUACAGCUGCCUCUGCAGUGCUGUGCGGCCCAAGUUUGUCACCUGUGAUGCUGAGGGCACUGUCUACUUCACCCAAGGCUUGGGCCUCAAUCUGGAGAAUCGGCAGAAUGAGCACCACCUAGAGGGUGGCUUUUCCAUUGGCUCUGUGGGCCCCGAUGGGCAGCUGGGUCGCCAGAUUAGCCACUUCUUCUCGGAGAACGAGGAUUUCCGUUGCAUUGCUGGCAUGUGUGUGGAUGCUCGUGGUGAUCUCAUUGUGGCUGAUAGCAGUCGCAAGGAAAUUCUCCAUUUUCCUAAGGGUGGGGGCUACAGUGUCCUUAUUCGAGAGGGGCUCACCUGUCCAGUGGGCAUUGCCCUUACUCCUAAGGGUCAGCUGCUGGUCUUGGACUGUUGGGAUCAUUGCAUCAAGAUCUACACCUACCAUCUGAGAAGAUACUCCACCCCUUAGGGGAUGAGAAAUGCCGGUUCCUUCUGCUCCCCAGCCAGCUUCCCUUCCCUUAGUCCUUGGUUGUUGGUGGUACUAUAGAAUAGAUUUGGCCUAUGUCCUAAUUCCAGCUGGGUAGUCCUAGAAUUUUAGAAACUCAGUCUUUUAGUGAUUUUUAUAUGUUAUUUCUCCCACCCUACCUCCCAUCUAAAUUUAGAGCUUUAACAGAUGUACUGCCCAAGUAGGACAUAUGAUAGUGUUAGCUGAAGUUUGACUAGACAUUAGGCACUUCCCAGGCUUCAGUAGAGAGAGCCAGUGUAGCCUUUUGCCUUGUAUUUGAAAUUUGUCCCUUUAUUAAAUCCUUGGUGAUUUCUCCCUUUUGGCUUUGAUGUCCUUGGUCCAUUGUUUCCUUCCUAUUAUUAUGUGCUUCAUUUGUGAUACUUUCUCUUCAACUCUGGUUGCAUUCAGUGUGCAUGCUCCAGCAGGAUCUGCUCUACCUUUCAGUGACAUUUCCGACUCAUGUUCCUGUAGCAUGAUGUCUCAGGUCUGGUCAACUGUACCAGUGUGAAAGCUCAUUCAUCUAGUGCCACCAAAGGGAAUAUACAGUCCUUUUAGGAUGCAGUACCUCUCGGCUGGAGGAUCUGUGCCAUCUCGGAUUGGUCUCCCAUUGCAGAUAUUACAGAGAAUGUAUUGACCCUAGUUGGUUGAUGUUGAAGACUUCAACCUGGAAAUUGCUUGCAUUUUAAAGAGGCAUAUGUGGAUUGGCAUUAUGCCAAGGCAUAGGAAGAUGGGAAUAAGCAAACAUAAAUGCUAAUAUAGCCAGCAAACUGGAUAGCCUCUAGGGCUCAUCAUUUUUCACACUACCUCUCUUCACUGGCCUGUACUAAGAGUUGUCUGAGGAAUUGUACAACAUAGGCCAGGGCCAACAAAGUGGGGAGGUGGACACGUCUCAUUUUCAUUACUAAAACAGACGACAAAACUGUCGGGUCGUUACUCUGUAUUUUCCUCAAGUGAGUGCAUAUUGUUUGGUUUUGGGACUUCCAUUCCUCUAUCAAGCAUUAAAUAAUUGAUAACUGUUUCUUCA